AUGGCAACCGCUCAGACAACGUCAAGAAAGAAAACUGUUCUGACGAUCAAAGAAAAAUAUCUUGCUUUGAAAGAGCUUGAAAAAGAAGGAACAACUAAAAAGUCUAUUGCUAAAAAGUAUGGUGUCCCACCUAACACACUUUCAUACUGGGUUAAGAAUAAAAGUGACAUUUUUACCAAGUAUGAAUCAGGCCAGUAUGGAGUUAAAAGACCAAAGCUUUCUUCCGGAAAAUACGAUAACAUUGAUAAAGCAGUUUACAAGUGGUUCGUUAAUGCUCGUGAAAGAACUGUGCCGAUUAGUGGUCAAAUCAUUCGAGAAAAAGCAUUGGAUUUUGCAAAGCAAUUCAACGAACCUGAUUUUAAAGCUUCAGAAGGCUGGCUAGACAGAUGGAAGUACAGACAAAACAUCAUUUACAGAAUUAUUUCUGGAGAGGAAAAGUCUUGUACACCAGGGAUGACAGCAAGCUGGGAAGAAACACACCUGCCAACCAUUUUGUCACACUAUGAUUUACAAGACAUUUUCAAUGCUGAUGAAUUCGGCUUGUUCUACCAGAUGCUUCCAACAAAUACCUAUCAUGCCAAAGGUGAAAGAUGUGCUGGUGAAAAGUUCAGCAAAGUUCGUUUGACAGGACUUGCAGCAGGAAAUGCCCUAGGUGAAAAGUUGCCCAUGUUCGUUAUCGGAAAAUCGGUUACACCGCGCUGUUUCAAAGGAGUCAGAAGUCUUCCCUGUCAGUACAAAGCUCAAAAGAAGGCCUGGAUGGAUUCUAAAAUCUUUACCGAUUAUGUGAAAAAACUCGAUGUUAAAUUUGAAACUGCGGGUCGAAAGAUUGUCUUGAUAAUUGACAAUUGCCCAGCUCAUCCAGAAGUCACUGGUCUUAAAGCAGUAGAAUUAGUUUUUCUACCACCAAAUACAACGUCUAAGACCCAGCCCAUGGAUCAAGGUGUAAUCCGAGCAUUGAAGGCAUAUUACCGGUCAAAUCUUGUGAAACGUCAAAUAAAGUUCAUUGACGGCGAAGCAGGCAUCUCAAAAGAAGCACAGAUCACGAGUCUCAAUGAUGCUGAUGACCCAUUUAAAUCUCCUUCUGACAGCAUAAGCGAGUUGAAAAAAAGAGAAGUUGACGGCGACAUCUUUAACGCAGAUGAUUUUGUGGAUAUUGAUUUUGAGGUAUGCACGAGUAAAUCAAUUGAAUUGACUGAUGAGGAAAUCGUGGAAAUCGUACUUAAUGAGGACAAAGAUCAAAACGCGCCGAAUCUCGAAGAUGACGAUGAUGAUGAAAUUGAGGCACAUGACAUCCCCCCGAAGAAGCCAAAGCAGUCAGAGUUGGAAGAGGCCUUAGAAUUGUUGGAAAGAUGGUCUUUGUUUGACGAGAAUGGUCUUGAAAUCAGAAAGCAGUUAAACAUGAUAACACGUACAUGUCAAAAACACUACAUCGAUAUUGGCCAAAGCUAUCAAGAUUCUGCUGAUCCUAUCACACGGCUCAAAUGGAACGUAACUUUAGUACUCUUUUAA
Molecule: messenger RNA, 1509 nt
Organism: Hydractinia symbiolongicarpus
Lineage: Eukaryota; Metazoa; Cnidaria; Hydrozoa; Anthoathecata; Hydractiniidae
Product: tigger transposable element-derived protein 4-like
Exons: 3
Coding region: 1-1509 (502 amino acids)
Cellular component (GO): nucleus
Molecular function (GO): DNA binding
Source: RefSeq, a predicted model, not a curated record